Molecule: messenger RNA, 336 nt
Organism: Babesia ovata
Lineage: Eukaryota; Apicomplexa; Aconoidasida; Piroplasmida; Babesiidae
Product: vacuolar sorting-associated 37D, putative
Exons: 2
Coding region: 1-336 (111 amino acids)
Source: RefSeq, a predicted model, not a curated record
AUGACACCCGUAGAAGAACAUGACAGCGUCGAGGAGACCUUGUCUGCCUUGCAACGCGUGCUAACAACCACGGAGGUGGAGGCCAUGGCGCAAGUAAACAAUGCCUACACCCUCUGCCUCGCCGAAAGCGGGCCAAUUAUGCAGUACCUUGGGGCUGGAUACUACGUAAAGCGCGCGCCGUUAACGGUCAAGAAGAUGCUGGAGCUCCGCCUUUCCGUUGCCAAGGAGAAGACACCGCCUUCCACGCAAAAGCAGACCACCAAGACCGAGACGAUGCAUACAGUGGAGGGAGAUACGAUAGAAAUCAUUGAACGCUAUGAUUCUAGUGAUGAGUAG